AGGGCAUCCCUCCACAAGUGAACCACCCUCUCCCUUACGCCAAAAAGAGUCCUCGCCAGAAGAAUUCUUCACUCCUGGGCUGCGAAAUCUACUCUCAAAAACAGAAAAUAGGGAGGGUAGUACCUUGGAGCCAUGAAGUGGUCUGCAGAAAAUGAUCAGUUGGUAUGUUCUCUCCUUGUUGAUAUGCAGAGUGCUAGGUCUGCGUUUCAAGGUUGUGAACCCCGGAUACACAGUGAUAUUGUGGCCUAGCAAGAGGAAUAUUCAUCCUGCUCAGCUACUACUAUCCUAGUACUAACUUUAGGGUGUUGGUAGCUCUUUCUAAAGCUCAUUGAGACUCAUGAUGUGAGUGUUAAACCGCAAAAGAUUCAGUAGGCACCCAUUGACAGUCUCUCAACUAUAUUUUCAUGCACAAUCUACGUACAAAGUCUUGACCCAGCUAACGAAAAAACUCCGAGGAUAGAGAAGCCUGGCGUACGCAUGGCCUCACAUUUCUUUGCUCACAGUGGCUAAUUACGAAUAGCCAGAGACGGCCGCGAAGUCCCUACAGCCCGAGCGAUCAGCGAAAGAAUCGCCAAACUCCGGAAUGUCGUCAAAACCACCUCCACCAGUGCCGCCUCAUCCCUACCGGCAUCUUCUACGCAAACAACUCCCCGGAAGCGGAAGAAAGUUCAGGUUAAUGGUGAGAAAGGUUCAAGCGAGAGCAACGGCCACCUAGACGGAGAGACUGGCAAGGAACACGAGCCUGGAAGGAAAAGAAGGGGUCCUCAAGUCACUCCCCCGGGUUUGGCUAAGGGAGGGUUAGAAGAUGGUAGCUUUACGUCAUCCUCCCCGGGGUUUGGAAUAUUUGGAGCGGAGAGGUUGGGGGGACGAACCUUUUUGGACGAGAGUUUUAAGGCUGAGAAGUGCAAUCCAGGAGAGGAGGGGGAGGGGCAGAGGAAGGAAGAAACGAAUUAGGAAAUAAUUAGGAAAUAAGCGGGCAUUGUUCUAUGAUGCCACAUAAUUAUUUCUAGGUGUAUGCAAAGUAUUACUACGAGGCCCAUAUCUCAGUACUCCACCAGUCCCAGUAUUCUUAUAUUAAAUUAAUGAGACACAUAUGAAUUCCGGAAAAGGUAAAAAUUAACCUUACAAUGCUCCCUCGUACACUCCCUGUUGCACCAAUUCCCGGCAUCAACCAAAAUUGACCUUCUGACCCCGUAAUCAAGCUUUCCGUCAGAAGAUCCUAAAAACGUCCCCGAACUGCACUUACAAAUUUCGCCUCCAAUUCCAGCGCUCAGAGCAUACCCGAUCGAUCCCCCUAGAUCGUACUAGAUCAGAUCAGAUGGAGUGACUACCCGUAUCUAUCUAUUAUUCAUCCAUCCAUCCCUCUCAUUCUUUCGUACGAUCCUUUCAUCCACUAUAUACCGUGCCAUAUAAAAAACACAAUCGAACUCGAGAGAGAGAGAGUCAAGGAUAAAAUACAAAACUCGUCCAAACUCGUCCACCGGUUACAGUAACCACAGGCAACCAAGCCCGACAAAGCUAUAAAUGCCGCCCAGCAGCACCGUGAAAUCACAAACUCGUCCAUUCCUCCUACGAAAGCGGCAAUAAAUCAAUAAAAAAAGGAAAGAAAUACCCACCCCUCACCCAACCGCUAUUUUCCGGAGACAUCACCUGCAUGAUCGCCCUAAAAAAUCGGCAGGCCCAUGCUCGAAUCACACCACCUGGGCCAUUCUUUCGGUAAUCUCCACUACAAACGAAGUCUUCCCGUGGGCGGGUUGUUGCAUUGAUUUCGACAUGUGCGAGAGGUGAGAGUCGAGGGUUGGGAGAAAGGGACCAGUCCUGGGAGGAGAAGGCGAGAGGAGCGGAACGAGAGAGAGAUUAUUGUCAAACGGAGGGGUGCGGGCUUCCCAAGUCAAUGCACGAAUGAAUGGGUUGAAUGUAUGGAACGGAAGCAUCUGCUGCAGAAUCGAGGGAUAUAAAUUUCUUGUCGUCCCCUUUCUGGUGAUCUGGUGGAGGGAAGCAGAAGAUAGAAAUCACUGCAGGGAGAAACAAUCUGCUCGAGUGUGAAAGAGUAGGGUGCUGAGCGACCGGCAGGCAAGUUGGAAGGAAAGGGCGGUUUCUGGUUGGGGUUUUUGAGCAGAUUUUGCUGAUCAUAAUAGUCUCCCAUUACAGGCUACACUCGAUAUUGUCAUCUAUACCCACCACCACCCCUCGCCGCAAUUAAUGGAAAUCGACAAGCUCCUAAACCCAAAGUCUGGUAGUGUUUCCUCGCGCCAUUUACCCUUACAUUAUCAAACCACUAACUUUACCCGGUCAAGAAGGCGAAGAAGAGCAAGAAGGUUCAGCGGGGAAGGGCAAAGAGAAGGAGGAAGGAAAGAAAAAAACAGUUGAGGAGACCCAGAAAGAAUGGGAAGCCAACCAGCGCAGCAAGGGCAUGCCCACAGAGGGCCUGAACACGUUUAGGGUUAAGAAGAAUUGAAUGGGACAUGGUGCACCGAUGGACGAAAUCAUGUCGGUGAAUAUUUUCUUGCGGAUAUCUCAUUCUUUGCUUUUACUUUGCUAUCGACGCUAAGGAGUCAUUCUUUCUAUUCUGUGGUGGGAUUGUACUGAAUACAGCAUCAGGCUGGUGCAGGAAGAACGGGUCCGAAUCUAUUGUUGAAACACUUUCUCUCCUAUACUUUUCAGUAAGACAAGUCCGAACCCAUGAGAAAAGUCAAGACCUCGGGACUUUGGAUGUAAUGUGGUGGCGGGGGCCUAGAAUAGAAGUUCUAGAACAACGACUACUUAUUUAUUUUUGUUGAAUCCACCUAUUGUUUAAAGGCCAGCACGGUACAAGAACAAUUUCGGUAUACAAGGGCCAGAGAAAC
This is a messenger RNA of Tuber aestivum (summer truffle), 2846 nucleotides long. The record is from the annotation of a GenBank genome assembly. Lineage: Eukaryota; Fungi; Ascomycota; Pezizomycetes; Pezizales; Tuberaceae.